This is a messenger RNA of Bradysia coprophila, 2600 nucleotides long. Its product is annotated as ATP-dependent RNA helicase vasa-like. The record is from RefSeq and is a predicted model, not a curated record. Lineage: Eukaryota; Metazoa; Arthropoda; Insecta; Diptera; Sciaridae. Gene Ontology annotation, molecular function: nucleic acid binding; RNA helicase activity; ATP binding.
ACCUGCUUAUAUGUAUGCAUCAAGCUCGUUAUGUCCGAAAAAAUAAUUCGUCUGCAAGAAAAAUCGGCUCAUUUAUCUUUUCCGCGUUGCUCGUGUCGCUUCGAAGUUUUUUGUGCGCUGUGCAUUUUUCCGAAAAGGACGCCAACUAAGCUGUGAAACAGUUUCAUCUUGAUCAGAUUCCAAACAUGGCAUCCACAUUUGACAAUACUUACGGAUUCGGAAGUUCAAGAGCGUCUGACUUAAAUAGCGGUGGAUAUCAGCCUCGUCGUUCCAAUUGGAUUUGUUCAAAUUCCAGCUGCGCAGCAACUAACUUCGGUAAUCGGGAUGAGUGCUUCAAAUGUCAUGAAGAAAAAGGGGAUGCUGUAGAUGCUCCGGCCGACUCCAACUUUAAACCGCGUCAGCGAACUGAAUGGAUUUGCACCGAUACCAGUUGUGCAACGAAAAACUUUGGACACCGUACCGAAUGUUUUAAAUGCUACGCAGCGAAAGGUGAUGCCGAAGAUGUUGCAGCCGAGCCAUAUAAGCCUCGUGCAAGCGAUUGGAUUUGCACCAACUCAAGCUGUGCCCUCAAAAACUUUGGCAAUCGAUUUGAAUGCUUUAAGUGUCAUGAACCGAAGGGCGACGCACAAGAUGCUCCUGAAGAUUAUACACCGCCGGCGCGUCAGAAAAUGGAAUGGUACUGCACUGAUUCCAGUUGUGGAGCGAGAAAUUUCCAGAGUCGAACCGAAUGCUUCAAGUGUAGCGAACCGAAAGGUGAUGCCCAAGAUGUUCCAGCUGACUCUUCGGGUGGAAACAAAACUCGUGCGAACGAUUGGAUUUGUACAAACUCCAGCUGUGGAGUUAAGAAUUUCGGCAGUCGAAACGAAUGCUUUAAAUGUCAAGAACCGAAGGGAGACGCACAAGAUGCGCCAGAAGAUUCAUCGGGCGGCAAUCGUCCCAAAGACUGGAUUUGCUCAAGCUCCAGUUGCGGAGUAAAAAAUUUUGCAAGUCGCAGUGAAUGUUUCAAGUGUUCGGAACCGAAGGGAGAUGCUCAAGACGCACCUGACUCAGGAACUGGCGGUGCACAGGAUGAUAAGCCGAAGGAAUCGUAUAUUCCGACAGAAGCCAAUGAAGACGAGAUAUUCACCAUGAAUAUUGCUGCUGGCAUUAACUUUUGCAAACUGCAAGAUAUUCCCGUUACAGUAACCGGCGACAAUGUACCACCACCAUGCAGAAAUUUCGCUGAAGCAGAUCUUCGCCCGUUUGUCCUCGAAAAUAUUACGAGAAGUGGCUAUACUACCCCUACACCGGUACAACAGAAUGCUAUUCCGAUUAUAUCUUCCGGACGAGAUUUGAUGGCCUGUGCUCAAACUGGUUCGGGAAAAACUGCCGCAUUCCUUAUACCGAUCAUCAACAAACUAUUGACGGACGAGCGUGAUAUGAUGCCUGGGAGUCCGCAUGUUUUAAUCGUUUCUCCCACUAGAGAAUUAGUGACUCAGAUUUACUACGAAGCAAAGAAAUUUUCUGCCGGCAGCUUUCUCAAAGUCUGCCAAAUUUAUGGAGGCACCGUAACGAGCCAUCAAAGUUCUAACCUUGCUCACGGCUGUCAUAUUUUGGUGGCUACACCUGGACGUUUGCAACAUUUCUUGGACAGCGGAUACGUCGAUUUUAAAGCUAUCCGUUUUGCUGUACUUGAUGAGGCCGAUCGCAUGCUGGACAUGGGCUUCGUAGAAGCCGCUGAGAAAAUUAUGGGACAUCCGACAAUGGUUCCAGUUGGAACACGACAAACGCUCAUGUUUUCCGCAACAUUUGCUGAGGAAGUGAAGACUUUGGCCGCCAAGUAUCUCCAUGAUUAUCUGUUCUUGGCCAUUGGUGUCGUUGGUGGCGCUUCGCAGGACGUCGAACAGAUCAUCCACGCGGUUCCAAAACUUGAGAAGAGAGAGAAAUUAACCGAAAUUCUCGACGCUGAAGAUCCGAGCGGUACAAUUGUUUUCGUUGCGACACAACGGACUGCUGACUUUUUGGCCACAUUGAUGUCGGAGUCGAAACAUCCAACAACAUCGAUUCAUGGUGCUCGAUUGCAGAGUCAACGGGAACAAGCCCUUCGUGAUUUCAAAUCGAAUAACAUGAAAAUUUUAAUUGCAACGUCAGUUGCUGCCCGCGGUUUAGACAUACCGAACGUGAGCCACGUUAUAAAUUAUGAUCUGCCCAAGGAAAUUGACGACUAUGUUCACCGUAUUGGAAGAACUGGACGCGUCGGAAACAAAGGAAAAGCGACUAGUUUCUACGAUGAAGAACAGGAUGCAUCGCUUGUACCCGAUUUGAUAAAAGUAUUGGAAGGAGCAGGCCAGACUGUUCCCGAUUUUCUGCAAGGCGGUGGCGGUGGACAAACCGGCGGAGGCAACGCGGAUGAUGAGGAGUGGUAAUCGUUCCAUCUUUUUUCGCUUUCGUUCUUUUUUUUUCUGACGGAUAUCAUUUCCUUAACCUUAUUUUACUUGAAUUACAAAUCGGAAUGAAAAAAAAAGAAAUUUAGAAUCCAGAGAGAUUCAAUCAUUUUUGAUUGUAGCUAGUUAACUACAAUAAGACUUUGUUUAUCGGAAAUAUAAUGUUUGACGCAAAUA